Arachis stenosperma is the source of this 327-nucleotide messenger RNA. Its product is annotated as mitochondrial pyruvate carrier 1-like. Gene Ontology annotation, cellular component: mitochondrial inner membrane. Bases 1 to 327 code for a protein of 108 amino acids. The transcript has 4 exons. The record is from RefSeq and is a predicted model, not a curated record. Lineage: Eukaryota; Viridiplantae; Streptophyta; Magnoliopsida; Fabales; Fabaceae. Gene Ontology annotation, biological process: pyruvate import into mitochondria.
AUGGGUUCCUCUUUUCGAGCAUUUUUAAAUAGUCCAGUUGGUCCCAAAACAACACACUUCUGGGGACCUGUUGCUAAUUGGGGCUUUGUGGCUGCUGGAUUGGCGGACAUGAAAAAACCUGCAGAAAUGAUCUCUGGCAACAUGACAGCAGUGAUGUGUGUGUACUCAGCAUUAUUCAUGAGAUUUGCAUGGAUGGUAAAACCAAGAAACUAUCUGCUUCUUGCUUGCCAUGCAUCCAAUGAGGCUGUACAACUAUGCCAGCUCUCCCGCUGGGCAAAAGGCAAUGGGUACCUCUCUGAGAAGAAGGGUGAAGCUUCAUCCAAGUAA